Drosophila sulfurigaster albostrigata is the source of this 2442-nucleotide messenger RNA. RefSeq names its product protein ref(2)P (gene ref(2)P). Gene Ontology annotation, cellular component: aggresome; amphisome. Lineage: Eukaryota; Metazoa; Arthropoda; Insecta; Diptera; Drosophilidae. The record is from RefSeq and is a predicted model, not a curated record. The coding region runs from base 245 to 2173 and encodes 642 amino acids. Gene Ontology annotation, biological process: endosome organization; aggrephagy; mitophagy. Gene Ontology annotation, molecular function: protein kinase C binding; K63-linked polyubiquitin modification-dependent protein binding; zinc ion binding. The transcript is spliced from 3 exons.
AUAUUCAAGAACCUUCGUGUCCAUCAUUUAUCGACGAGCAGCUGCAGGUAUAAAAGCCGACGCUGCACCAACUGCGGUUCGUCAAUACAAAACGAAGAACGAAGUGCGACGCAAUUAAUUCCAUCACACAAAUAACAACAGAGAAUUGGUGUAACGAAAUAAAAUUACAAAUAAACAGUAGUUUUGAAAAGCAGUUUACGCAACGUAUAUUUUAAUAAUAAACUGAAAAUAAAAAGUUUUUAAAAUGGCUGAACGACUAUUAAAAAUAACCUACCAUGGUGCAUCAGCUGGUGUAACGAAGAAAAUAAAUGCAUAUCUAAAAAUGCCGUCCGCUUCAUUGAAUAUAUUGCACCGGGAAAUUGAGAUGUAUCUGUUCCAGGAGCGUCAGCUGCCCAAAACCGAGAUCAGGACAUAUUGGAUAGAUGCUGAUUCUGAUGAAAUUGAGAUUGUCAAUCAAAAUGACUAUGACAUUUUCUUGAGCCAAUGUGAGAAGAACAUGCAUAUGCAAAUCUCAGGUGCCGGUGAAGAAAAGGUGGAACCCAAACACGAUGAAACUGCUGCUCCACCAGUCGACGAUAUGAGCAAUUUCGUCAUUCAUGAUAAUGUUCAAUGCGAUGCCUGUGGAACGUUGCCAAUGAUUGGUUUUCGCUACAAAUGCGUGCAGUGUCCCAAUUUUGAUCUUUGCCAGCGCUGUGAGUCUGCGCACAAGCAUUCUGAUCACUUGAUGGUGCGCAUGCCAACCAACAACGGACCAAGCAUCAUCGAUGCUUGGCUAAGUGGUCCAGAGGCUGGUACGCACCACCAUCGUCGUUCGGGCCGUCGCUUCCGUGCUCAAUGUCCAUUCGGAGAAGCUGCUGCUGCUGCCACGGCAACUGCUUCAUCUCAGCCAACAGCUGGAACAGCCACAGAUUCGCACAAGGAGAGCCGUCGCGAUCGACGUUCUACUCGUCGUCACGGUGGCUUAAUGUCUCAGUUUGUUGAGAUGAUGAAGAACUUACCAGAGGCCGCAGCGGCAACAGCCACUUCAGCAGCCGCUGCUCCUUCGGCUGAUCCAGACUCCAAGGAAACUCAGUGCAAGACUGAAGAACCGACUGCAGCAGCUACCACAAGCUCUGAAAAUAUUUCAACUGAAUCGAAACCUGUUGUGGAGCCCGCUGUCACAGCCAAUGUAGAGGAGCCAGUAGCUGCUCCACGCACCAAGGAGCAACCAAAACCUGAGGCAGCUGCUUCCACUACCAACAGCACCCCGACAACUCCAGUCAUCAACCUGGAAAACUUGGCACAGAUGGUGAAUCCCGAGUAUAUGCGAGCUGGCAUUGAAAUCUUGAACAACUUUAGCGAAAUGUUUGCUAAAAUGAUAGAUCCUAAUGAGGCAGCUGCCUUUGGGUGUGCGGAUACUUCAAUGGCUUCUAGUGCUUCCUCUGUUUCAAAGAAAUCUGAAACUGUCUCUGAGACACCAAAGAAUCCUGCCGAAACUGCAGAGUCUACUACAUCAACAUCUUCGGCCAAGUCUAUUGAUACACAAGCAUCAUCAGAAGAGCAAUCAAUGCCAGCAGCUUCUAUCACAUCUGUUGCAUCUACGGUUACUGCUCCUAUUUCCCCAGUCGCACAGUCUAUUUCUGUUCCAAUCGCAAACGAAGAAAAAGAAGAACGCCGCAGGUCAGAUAGUUUGGAUCAGGACUGGCAGAUGAUUGAUAAUAGUACUGCUCCCAUUGCAAAUGUGUCCAGUACCGAUGCAUUGAUCAACUUGAACUCAACUAGCACCAAUUCCGCUACCACUACGGAUGCUUCGGUGUCGCCCUCGCGCGACUAUGUGCAGCUUGGUGAAAUGCUGCGUCAGCAUAUUAACGAGGAGCAGCAACGUGAACAGACAACGGCACAUACCCAAACUUCACAAGUGGAUACAGUGAGCACCUCGACGUCGACCAAUUCGGUAGCCACUAACAGCAUCUCGACAUCGACAACAAAUGCUCCUCGUCCUCUGGCACCAGAACAGAAGCGCACCGUGCCCAUCUAUCACACUGAUGAACGUAUUAAUGCUGCAGUGCACGCUAUGAUGGCUAUGGGCUUUAGCAACGAAGGUGCCUGGCUCACCCAGUUAUUGGAAUCGGUUGAGGGCAACAUUCCCGCUGCUCUGGACAUAAUGCACACAUCGCAAAGCGGACGCAACUGAUGCUUUCUCUCACGCAUCUAUCACUUAAUCCACUUCAAUAUCUAAAAUAUUAUGUUAGUUUGUAGAAAACCGUAAGCGUCGGAUCGGUUUUAUUUGUGGUGAUUGUUUGCUAUAUCCAUCGCUAGUAACAUGGAACUAUAAGCUAUAUAUAUUUCUAAUUGUAUCCAGAUGCAGUCGCAAAUAAUCAAAACUAUAUACAAUAUAUUAUAUAUACUAUAUCAAUGUAUCGUUAUUAAUCAACAAAUAAAAGCAUAAAUAUGAAUGUAAAA